GGGGGAGGGGGGGGGGGUGUUGCUCCGCUGGUCACCUCUGGCGGCCACCAGAGCUCAUCAGGGUGGUAGAUCCACCCCUGGUAGGGGUGGGUUAGGGGAUAACUAAGUGUCACCUCUGAAGAAAAGUUUGGUGAGCCUGACACAAGUGUGCGCCUCAACUAUCGAGAUUUAUCGAUUUUCUAACAGGCCAAAUACAUUGAUGUGUGAAACCACAGCACGGUACAGCUGCGCUGUUGCUUUCUUGCUUAUUUUUGUCGUAUUUAAAUGCCAUAGGUAAACUGAGAACUUGAAAUCUUUGUAUGUAGUGGGCUCAAAAGCUGCCAUGGAUGAUAGUUCAAAGUUAGAUGUGCAAAAAGCCGAAGAACUCAAACUUAGGGCAAACGAUGCCUUCAAGGCAAACAAGUUUGCUCAGGCAAUAGAUCUAUAUACUCAAUCUAUUGAGCUAAAUAGUUCAAAUGUGGUAUAUUGGGCGAACCGUGCAUUUGCACAUACAAAACUGGAGGAAUAUGGAAGUGCUGUGCAGGAUGCAACAAAAGCUAUCGAAAUUGAUCCUAAAUAUUCAAAGGGUUAUUAUAGACGAGGCGCGGCUUAUCUUGCCAUGGGGAAAUUCAAGGAAGCCCUGAAGGAUUUUCAGCAGGUGAAAAGAAUAUGCCCUAGUGAUCCAGAUGCCACUAGGAAGUUGAAAGAGUGCGAGAAAGCUGUCCAAAAAAUUCGAUUCGAAGAAGCAAUUUCUGCAGGGCAUACAGAAACCCGCUCUAUAGCAGAUUCUAUUGAUUAUCACACAAUAGAAGUUGAGUCACAGUAUUCAGGAGCAAGAAUUGAAGGAGAUGCAAUAACAUUAGACUUCAUCAAGCAGAUGUUGGACGAUUUUAAAAGGCAAAAAUGUAUACAUAAAAGGUAUGCAUUCCAGAUGGUGUUACAAGCUCGAGACUUGUUGCGAUCAAUGCCUACCCUCGUUGAUGUGAAUGUUCCAAACCGUGGUAAUUUUACAGUGUGUGGUGAUGUGCAUGGCCAGUUUUUUGAUCUGCUUAAUAUAUUUGAGCUCAAUGGGCUUCCAUCUGAAGAAAAUCCUUACUUAUUCAAUGGGGACUUUGUGGACAGAGGAUCAUUUUCUCUUGAAGUCAUACUUACCCUUUUUGCAUUCAAGUGCUUGUAUCCAAGAGCUAUGUAUCUUGCAAGAGGAAACCAUGAAAGCAAGAGCAUGAACAAAAUAUACGGUUUUGAGGGAGAGGUGAAGUCCAAGUUGAGUGAUAUAUUUGUUGAGCUGUUUGCUGAGGUAUUUUGUUGCUUGCCUCUUGCUCAUGUGAUCAACAACAAGGUCUUUGUAGUUCAUGGGGGCCUGUUUAGUGUUGAUGGUGUGAAGCUAUCUGAUAUUAGAGCUAUUGAUCGUUUUCGUGAGCCUCCUGAAGAAGGUUUAAUGUGUGAAAUACUAUGGAGUGACCCUCAGCCUCAGCUUGGGAGAGGUCCAAGCAAACGAGGUGUAGGCCUUUCCUUUGGUGCAGACGUGACAAAGAGGUUUCUACAAGAAAACAAUCUGAAACUUGUUGUCCGAUCCCACGAAGUGAAGGAUGAAGGCUAUGAAAUUGAACAUGACGGAAAGCUUAUUACAGUUUUCUCUGCUCCUAAUUACUGUGACCAGAUGGGCAACAAAGGUGCAUUUAUUCGGUUCACUGCUCCAGAACUAAAGCCGGAUAUUGUUACUUUCUCAGCAGUGCCACACCCUAAUGUCAAGGCAAUGGCCUAUGCAAACAAUUUUCUCCGGCUUUUCCAAUAGCACUCCUUCCUGGAACCUUCUGCUGGUCAAUUUUGAUAUGCUAAACCUGUCUCCACCAAGCUCUUCUCAUACAAAGCUGUGAAGCAAGUCCUUCCUUAAAGAGCAAAUGUUGUGAUAAAACAAUUAUCUUUAUGCUGCUGUGAUCCUUCCUCGCAUUUGUUAAGUUAUUAUGUACUCAUAAAUAAUUGUUCUUUUCACUAACAAAACUAGUAAACAGUGAUUUAGAUGGCUGUGUAGUUGUACAAUUAUUUUAUGUUUCGUCUCCUCUCUCAGAUUCCCUUCAUAUCUCAAGUACAUUCAUUCAGCAGGAUUCUGUCACUGUGUUCGCCUUUAACUGUGCUGGAACAUGAGGAAUCAUGCCUUUUUAUAUUCCCUAUAAUUUGUCAUCUGAAUUUUAUUUGUACAUUUGGUAUGGUGUUGUAUCACGGUACAAUUAUCAUUUCAUAUUAAAAUCUUGCGCAGCAUGUGGUUUCCUGUGAUUAGUUGUACUUGUGGAAGAAUGUUACAUCAACCAGAGCAUCCUACUUUUCCAGAAAUGUGUACCAAGUGAAAAACACAGAGCAAUUGAGCAAAUAUGAAGAUUUUAUUUUC
Phragmites australis (common reed) is the source of this 2365-nucleotide messenger RNA. RefSeq names its product serine/threonine-protein phosphatase 5-like. Gene Ontology annotation, molecular function: protein serine/threonine phosphatase activity; protein binding. Gene Ontology annotation, cellular component: nucleus; cytosol. The coding region runs from base 323 to 1774 and encodes 483 amino acids. The record is from RefSeq and is a predicted model, not a curated record. NCBI's taxonomy places the organism in Eukaryota, Viridiplantae, Streptophyta, Magnoliopsida, Poales, Poaceae. The transcript is spliced from 12 exons.